Messenger RNA from Procambarus clarkii (red swamp crayfish), 408 nucleotides. The record is from RefSeq and is a predicted model, not a curated record. NCBI's taxonomy places the organism in Eukaryota, Metazoa, Arthropoda, Malacostraca, Decapoda, Cambaridae.
AUGAAGAGGCACAUGCUAGUGCACAAAGAUGAGCUUCAUAAGCCUCACGAGUGCCCAGAAUGUGGGGACACAUUCACUCGCCUCGAACAUUUGAAAAGUCACGAGAUGUUGCAUACAGAGGAUAAACCUCAUCAGUGUCCCGAGUGUGGGGAAACAUUCAGUCGUCUCGGAACUCUGAAGAGGCACUGGAUGGUGCAUACGGAUGACAAGGAUGACACAUCCCACGAGUGUCCCGAUUGUGGGAAAAUAUUUUCUCAGCUUGGAAACAUGAAAAUUCACAGAUUGAUACAUCGCAGUUAUAAACGUUUUGAAUGUGCUGAAUGUGGGAAAACAUUCAGGAAACAUUACAAGAUAGUAAAUCACAUGUCACUGCAUUCAUCUGAUGAAGCUCACUUACGUCCUCUGUAA